Macroventuria anomochaeta is the source of this 1035-nucleotide messenger RNA. RefSeq lists its product as uncharacterized. The record is from RefSeq and is a predicted model, not a curated record. The coding region runs from base 1 to 1035 and encodes 344 amino acids. The transcript has 6 exons. Lineage: Eukaryota; Fungi; Ascomycota; Dothideomycetes; Pleosporales; Didymellaceae.
AUGCAGAUCGUAGCGUCAAUCGUUAUACAAUUUGUGCUGGUCGUACUCGCACUAGCGAUCACUGUCUUACGAUGCUACAUCCGCAUAUUCCUCGAACGCCGCACGCUGACCCUCCCGGACUAUUUUGUCUGGGGAGGAUGGUUCAGCACCCUCGGUUUCUGCAUAGGGUCGAUCAUAGCUCUCAACAUACAGAUAAAGCAUCCACUGGUCGAACCUGACCUCUUGACAGAUUCGGUCGCUUAUCUGAAGACGGUGUUCAUAAUGUGCUAUUUCUUCAACUUCGGACUGUACUUCCCGAAGGUGUCCUUAGUCGCGUUCUACUGGUGGUUGAUCCCGCUUGGUUUCCGACGUCUUCGAAUUGCUGUCUACGUAGGCGCAGCGUAUGUAGGAUGCUGCUUUAUCGCGACUUUGUUGUCAGACACGUUACAUGCUCCGCGGAUUUCAGACAACUGGUCGAUAGAAAAUCAGCUGAAUUCCACCUGGAACUCGUACAUCACCUUUGCUAUCAAUUGGUCCAUGAACUGGUCCACUGACCUCCUUUUGUUCAUUCUUCCCUUCUUCAUAGUCAACUGCCUCAAGCUGCGCAAGCGCCAGAAGAUUGCCCUCUGCGGAGUGUUCUCGAUCGGUCUAAUCACCAUUGCGAUCAGUCUGGCACGUUUCAUCGUGUAUACGGUGACGGAUUAUAAUGUCGACGACGCAUCUGGCAACCUUUGGUGUACAGCCGAAAUGUGCACAGCAACCAUCGUCGUCUCCUUGCCCUCCCUCAAAGCCCUCAUCGUUCGCUCCUCAUCAAAUAACACCACAUACCCCCGCAGCACCAAUGGUUACAUGCAACACGCCGGCUCUAAGCCUUUCAGCAACCACGGAGUAUCCAUAUCGCAUGUUCAAGGUGUCAGAAUCAGCGAUGACGAAUUGGAGCUUGUCUUUCAGGGAUCUCGGAACCCAUCUCGAGCAACAAGUUCGACCAGACCGGAAGAUGCGAAAGAUAAUGUGAUAGUUACGACAGAAUGGAACGUAACGACCCAUGCUGUAUGA